AGACCCUGAGUCAUUGUCUAUGAAUACACUGGCAGUCUGUACUGUAGUGAGUGUGUCCAAGCCAGCUAACCUCAAGGAGGAAGAUGUGGGAGAUGCGCACAGACACAAACAUAUGUCCUACAGAACAUGAAUGAAAAAGGACACUGAUGCUUCUGAGUGUGAAGUAACACGCAUAGGUUACACUACAGAGAGUUCUGGACUUACCCUCUCUUUCUCUCUCUUUCUCACACACACACACACACACAUUCUAACACACACCCUGAGACAUGGAUACUAUGGUGAAGCAGUCUCUGGCGGUGCCCUUGAAGAAGCUGUCCAGCUGUGUGACAGGAGUGAAGGAGAGAGAGGUGUGGGCCAGGCGCAGGGCCAAGAGGGGGACAGGAGGAGUAAAGAGCAGCCCUCCACGGAUGGGACAGACCUCCGUCAUACGCUCCUACCAAACUGACCUGGAGAAGGAGAGGAAGCUGAGGGAAGCCCUGAAUGCUCAGAAGCACGCAGAGAGAGCCGCCAUGAGGGAUCACUUCAGGAAGAAGUAUCAACUCUCCAAGAGUUCCAAGGACACCAGCCACCUGAGUGCGGCGCAAGGUAAAGUGGCACUCCCCCGUCAACUGGCUAAACUGAUUGGUCCUGAGACCCCGCCCAAGGACGAUGGCUACAACCUGCUGAGCGCCUUCCAAGGCCUCAACUUCAACAUGGGGAUGCUUGGAGGCAAGCAGACCAAGUCGCCCACUCCAAUGUCAGUCAACGGAGAGGCCUGCAAAGUCAUGUGAUCAAAGAGAACAUACUAGAUACUACACAGAAUCAACCUGCAACAUGCUAAAACAUGCAUUAUGCCUGAAUGAUGAAAAAUAACAUUUUAACACAACGUAGCAGCAGAUUGGAGGGAACACAUUGGCAGACGACUUUGUCACAGUUGCUCCUCUAUCCCUUUAUCUCCUUAUCUGUCUUUAACUCUCUCUUUCUCUCUCUCUCUCUCCACCUCUCUCUCUCUCUUCACCCCUUUUUCCCUUUCUCUCUCUUCCCCCCUCUCCCUCUCUCUCUCUCCCCACCCCCGUCUCUCUCUCCACCCCUCUCUCUCUCUCGCUCUCUCCACCCCUCUCUCUCUCUCGCUCUCCCUCUCUCUCUUCACCCCUUUCUUUCUCUUUCUUCACCAUUUUUUCCCUCUCUCUUCACCCCCCCUCUCUCUCUCUCCACCUCUCUCUCUCUCUUUGUCUCUCUCUCUCUCUCUUCACCCCCCCUCUCUCUGUCUCUCUCGCUCUCUCUCUCUUUUCACCCCUCUCUCUCUCCACCUCUCUCUCUUUCUCUCUUUCUUCACCCCCGCUAUCUCUCUCUUCACCCUUCUCUCUCUCUUCACCCGUCUCUCUCACACCACCCCACCACCACCCCUCUCUCUCUCUCAUUCUCCCUCGCUGAGUUAUCUGCUGAUCAGACUGUUGACAAUAGAGCCAGGCUGUGAGGAUGACUCGUCAGGGGAAAUUAUGUCAUGAAUGACGUCAUCCCUGUGUCACUGAUAGUAGGACAUGGCUGUCAUUGUUACUAUUUGCAUAGAACUGGUCUGGACCAUACAGGAAGUAACUGGAUGAAAGUGGACUGGACCUGUUACAGAUCAUUAGGCCCAUUUAGGGCCCACACACAGGGAAGGAACCCAAACAAGAUAAUAACCUUAAGUGUUGUUUGCACAUUUACUUCACUUUUCACUUCUUAGUUCACAAAUAUUUGUCUUGUUAAUCUUUGUUUUGUACAUAACCUUUGACUUUUCUGGGGUAUAUAAGUCAAACGCUGUCCUUAUUAUGUUGU
Salvelinus fontinalis (brook trout) is the source of this 1797-nucleotide messenger RNA. RefSeq names its product complexin-3-like. Gene Ontology annotation, cellular component: SNARE complex; terminal bouton. Gene Ontology annotation, biological process: neurotransmitter transport; synaptic vesicle exocytosis; regulation of neurotransmitter secretion. The transcript is spliced from 3 exons. Bases 267 to 770 code for a protein of 167 amino acids. The record is from RefSeq and is a predicted model, not a curated record. Lineage: Eukaryota; Metazoa; Chordata; Actinopteri; Salmoniformes; Salmonidae. Gene Ontology annotation, molecular function: syntaxin binding.